Acanthoscelides obtectus is the source of this 313-nucleotide messenger RNA. NCBI's taxonomy places the organism in Eukaryota, Metazoa, Arthropoda, Insecta, Coleoptera, Chrysomelidae. The record is from the annotation of a GenBank genome assembly.
UAAAUUGACAAUCAUGAUUUCAGGAUAUUAAAAAGAGCAUGGGCAUUUAGGAGCACCAAUUAUGAGACAUUACAAGGUGUAAAUGGGAAAAUGGAGUUGCAGCAUGAAGUUAAAUUCUUCAUUACUUUGUACCAUCAUGGCAGAACAUUCCACAACUAAUUACAAGAAAACUGUGGGAAUCAAUUCCCUGUUUAGAGAAUGUCAAAAACUGAAUAGGACUGAUAUUUGAGUUCCUGUUGACAAUGCAGACUACACAAGAAUAAUAUUCGUCAAAAACAAAAGCUUCAGCUGCUGACCAUGAUAAACAAUACAG